AUGGCUUGCUUGGUCAUUUUCCUCCUGUGUCUGGGGCUGCAAAUUGCUGUCCAGUUCUCAGACAUAUCUGUUCAAACCAAAAGUGGCAUAGAUAAAGGACUUCUUCACCUUCUUCGAGAACUGCGUCAGGAGGAAUACUAUGACACACUACUUGUCUACGGAGAGGAUUGUGUCUUUCACUCCCAAAUCAAAUACUUGGAUGUUCCUACAGUGUUGGUUUCUUCAGGAAGCACCAGCUUUGAUUGGAAUUUUAGUAGCCUAACUCUGAUACUAAGUUGUGGCCCUGAAUCAGAAAGAGAAGCAACUAAUCGUACUAUUUUUAAGCUGCAAGGAAACAGACGUCUUAUCUACCUGCAAGAUAAAAACCAACCAGAGAAUGUCUGUGAUAAUUACUUCAAAAAGGAUCAUUAUAAUGUAGCCAUGUUGAGGAAUGACAUUGUAAAGUCGAAAGUCAUAUACACAUGUCGCUACUUUGGGGAUCCUAACUUUGAAAAAGUAAGUUUAUCAGAGAAAAGUCCGAUUUACAUUGAACAAUUUCAAAAUAUGCACGGAAAAGCUAUCAAAACUAUGGCAGAUCUCUUACCCCCACGAUCCAUGCAGUAUCAGGAUCCAAUAAGCGGUGAAAUGAAGACAAAGGGAUAUGUGGCCGAAUUGGUCAAUAACUUUGCACAGAAAGUAAAUGCCACCUUGCAGUUUGGCCUUCUAACACAAAGCCUUAGCUUAAGAGAGAUAUCAAGAAAGGCCCAGCACGAUGAGCUUGACAUCGGUGUUACUCUGGAGGCCUCUUUAUAUUCCAUGAGCCUUGACACAGCUAGCUAUCCAUAUCUUCUGACAUCUUACUGUCUAAUGGUUCCAGUUCCAUCAAAGUUGCCGUACAAUCUGGUGUACGCCGCGAUAGUGGAUCACCUCGUCCUUGGCAUUAUCUUCUUGCUGUUCUGCCUGCUUUCUACGCUGCUAAUAUAUAGUCAGAAAAUGUCAUGGCAAGAGCUCAGUUUGGUCAACAUAUUACUUAAUGAUAAAAGUUUGCGAGGUCUCUUGGGCCAAUCGUUUCCAUUUCCCUCCAAUGCUAACAAGCACUUAAGGCUGAUAUUUUGCAUUCUGUGCUUCGCAAGCAUUUUGAUGUCCACGAUGUACGAGGCUUAUCUGCAAUCUUUCUUCACGGAUCCCCCAGCUGGACCUUAUAUUCGUUCCUUCAAGGAAUUCGGAAAGUUUAACCAAAAGAUUGCAAUUACCGAAAUUGAGAAAAACGCUUUAAUAGACCUCAACAAUACACGUUACCGUGAAAUUCACGAAAACGACCUUAGAAUAUUUCAUGAUUGGCAGGAGUGCCUUAAACUGCGUGACGCCUUAAAUCGGGACUACAGUUACUUGGUAACAUGGGAUCGAUGGAGCGCCUAUGAUGAGCAGCAAAAGCUUUUUAAGGAUCCGGUCUUCUACUUUGCCAAGGACCUCUGCUUCUCUCGUCUCGUCUUCUUGUCGGUGCCCAUGCGGAGACACCUGCCCUACCGUCAUCUCUUCAAUGAUCAUAUGAUGCGACAGCACGAGUUCGGUUUGGUGAAUUACUGGAAGAGCCACAGUUUCUUCGACAUGGUAAGACUCGGCAUAGCACCUCUGAAGGACCUAAGUCAGCCCAAAGUGGUUAGUCCAAGCUUAAUAUUGGAUGAUAUAUCGUGGAUCCUUAAGCUUUAUAUGGCCGCCAUGGCGAUCAGUAUUAUCUGUUUCAUGUCGGAAAUAGCGAGAGAAAAGUGGCGGCGCUGGAGUGAACUCAAAAAUUAA
Molecule: messenger RNA, 1776 nt
Organism: Drosophila subpulchrella
Lineage: Eukaryota; Metazoa; Arthropoda; Insecta; Diptera; Drosophilidae
Exons: 1
Coding region: 1-1776 (591 amino acids)
Source: RefSeq, a predicted model, not a curated record